Manis pentadactyla (Chinese pangolin) is the source of this 2860-nucleotide messenger RNA. It is a transcript of the gene GLIS1, whose product is annotated as GLIS family zinc finger 1. Lineage: Eukaryota; Metazoa; Chordata; Mammalia; Pholidota; Manidae. Gene Ontology annotation, molecular function: RNA polymerase II cis-regulatory region sequence-specific DNA binding; DNA-binding transcription factor activity, RNA polymerase II-specific. Bases 143 to 2524 code for a protein of 793 amino acids. Gene Ontology annotation, biological process: regulation of transcription by RNA polymerase II. The transcript has 11 exons. Gene Ontology annotation, cellular component: nucleus. The record is from RefSeq and is a predicted model, not a curated record.
CCGCCCCGCCGGACGCGGCGGCUGCGGCGGCUGCGGGGGCUGCGGCGCCAGUGGAGGCGCGCCGAGCCGUGCGCCCCACUAGCAGCCGCGGCGGAGGCAAGGAGCCGGUGCAACCCCCGGCGGUGCGCCCCGCCCGGGCGCCAUGCAUUGCGAGGUGGCAGAAGUGCACUCAAACAGGAGGCCGAAGGAGGCCCUUGGCGCUCCGGCCCCCGGCCGAGGGCCCGCAGGCCUCGACACGCACAUGUCCUUCAGGGUCACAGUGAGCGGCGGCGGCUGCGGGGAUGGGGACCCGCGUGACCUGCUGCCCCGGCCGCCUGCACCGCCGCCGUGCGCACACGACCUCCUCCGGCCUCGGAGCCCCCGGGACUAUGGUCUGUCCAAGACCGCCGCGGUCGGGAAGGUGAAUGGGAGCUACAGCCACUGCACCCCAGGCUCAGAGAAGAGUCUGCUGGACCUGGACCUUGCUGAGGGUCCCACCUGCCACCGGGCCCUGUUUCUCCCUGCAGGAACCCUGCCAGCCCGGGGCCACCCUCCAGCCUGCGAGAGGCUGCUGCAUUUCUCCCACCCUAGCAGGUCACCCCGAUCCCAGGCCACAUAUGUGAAUGGUGGCCUCCCGGCCACACAGCAUAUCAAACAGGAGUCCCUGCCUGACUACAGGACCAUGACAGAAGCUUGCGCCCCCCUGUCUGCCCACUGUCGGGCCCCGCCAGUGACCGACCUACACACAGACCUGGACCUCCCGGGCAGAGGCCUCUGCAACCCCGCACCUUCCUGCUACCUUCUGGGCAGUGAACCCAGCUCCAGCCUGGGCCCCCAGCCUGAUGCCCACCUCUCUGAGGACAGCCUGAAGCGCUGUUGCCUCUUGGACCUGCCCCUGACCUCCUCAGCCGCCUCCUCACCAUGUGCUUCCUCUGACAUCACCUCCAUCAUCCGCUCCUCCCAGACAGCUCUAGUCACCUGCAUAAAUGGACUCCGGAGCCCCUCUCUGCCAGGAGACCUGGGGGGCCCUCCCAAGAGGGCCCGACCCAGCACUGCAACCAUGGAGAGCCGCGAGGGCAGUUUGCAACUUGAACCCUGCCGAAAGGCCAGCUUCCUGAAGCAGGAGCCUGAGGACGAGUUUUCAGAUCUCUUUGGUCCUCCGCAGCAGGGCUUGCCGCCCCCAUACCCACUGUCUCAGUUGCCACCUGGCCCUGGCCUUGGAGGGCUGGGGCUGGGCCUGGCAGGCAGGAUGGUGGGUGGGCGGCAGGCCUGCCGUUGGGUGGACUGCUGUGCAGCCUAUGAGCAGCAGGAGGAGCUGGUGCGGCACAUUGAGAAGAGCCACAUUGACCAGCGCAAGGGGGAAGACUUCACCUGCUUCUGGGCAGGCUGCGUGCGCCGCUACAAGCCCUUCAAUGCCCGCUACAAGCUGCUCAUCCACAUGAGGGUGCACUCGGGGGAGAAGCCCAACAAAUGCAUGUUUGAAGGCUGCAGCAAGGCCUUCUCACGGUUGGAGAACCUCAAGAUCCACCUGCGGAGCCACACGGGUGAGAAACCGUACCUGUGCCAGCACCCAGGCUGUCAGAAGGCCUUCAGCAACUCCAGCGACCGUGCCAAGCACCAGCGCACCCACCUUGACACGAAACCAUAUGCCUGUCAGAUCCCUGGCUGCUCCAAGCGCUACACGGAUCCCAGCUCCCUCCGCAAGCACGUGAAGGCCCAUUCAGCCAAAGAGCAGCAGGUGCGUAAGAAGCUGCACGCAGGCCCUGACAUUGAGGCCGAUGUCCUGACCGAGUGUCUGGCCCUGCAGCAGCUCCGUGGGUCCACACAGCUGGCUGCCAGCGACAGGAAGGGUGGCCAUGCCCUGGGCCAGGAGCUGCUCCCAGGCGUGUAUCCUGGCUCUGUCACCCCCCAUAAUGGGCUCUCAUCAGGCAUCCUGUCCCCCAUGCACGAUGUCCCUUCCAGGCACCACCUACUGGACGACACCACCAGUUCCCACCACCAUCUGUCCCCUCUGCCCACGACUGAGAGCACCAGGGAUGGGUUGGGACCCGGCCUCCUCUCACCUAUGGUGAGCCCACUGAAGGGGCUCGGGCCACCACCCCUGCCAUCAUCCUCCCACAGCCAUUCUCCUGGGGGCCAGCCCUUCCCCACCGUCCCCAGCAAGCCCCCCUACCCGCCCUUCCAGAUCCCUCCACCCCCACCUCUGCCUAGCCCACAAGGGUACCAGGGCAGUUUCCACUCCAUCCAGAACUGCUUCCCAUAUGGUGACUGCUACCGGACAACCGAGGCAGCAGCCAGUGGGAACGGACUAUCUGGGGAAUCCCACAGUUUCAACCCGCUACGGCCGAAUGGCUACCACAGCCUCAGUGCGCCUUUACCUACCACAGGCUACGAGGCCCUGGCCGACGCUCCAUGUCCCACAACACUGCCACCGCAGCCGCCUGCAGACAUCGCGUCCAGUGGCCCCGAGGACUGCAGCUUCUUCCCCAAUGGGGCCUUUGACCACUGCCUGAGUCACAUCCCCUCCAUCUACACGGACACUUGAAGGAAGGCCCUGCCCACUGCAGAUGCUACCUUGUCCACUGGCCAUCUGUUCCCACCCUGCAUGCACCCAGGCCGAGCAGCCAGGCUACAGCUCCCUGCAGACUCAGGGUGCCUGGUCUAUGGCAGCCGCCCAGCACUGGCCAGGAGCCGUCCUUCAAGCCCAAGCCGGGUGCUCAGAGGUGCCCAUCAGGAUCCGUGACCUGAGACUUCCCUUUGUGUCUUCCUUUUUGCUCUCUCCAACGGUUUUGAAAUCACAGACCUCGUGUAUAUAAAAUGUACAGAACUUGUUCUCCAUUGCCCUGCCAGUUUUAUAUUUUUGGUUUUACAAGAAAACAUU